Acaulospora colombiana is the source of this 1022-nucleotide messenger RNA. Lineage: Eukaryota; Fungi; Glomeromycota; Glomeromycetes; Diversisporales; Acaulosporaceae. The record is from the annotation of a GenBank genome assembly.
AGCACGAGCGCAACGAGACCCUAGCCACGCUCAAGUAUGCCUCUCUCACAAGAAACAUCAAGAAUUUGCCGAAGAGAAAUGUGAAGAAUACAAACGUUGGGAGUUCUCGGAGGGAUUCCCUUACGCGAGAAACAGCAUCCAGCAGCGCGCGAAGGAAUUCAGUCACACGGGGAGCAGGAACGGGUAACGACCGAAAGAGUUCCACACCGGCUAAUGGUCACUCACGAAAGAAAUCGGUCGAUCCUAAACAAUCCAACAACCACGAUGAACCGGGAUGGUACGAUAUGAAGAAUUUGCAAUCAAUGGUAAUCAGAUUGAGAGCCGAGAAUAAUGCACUGAGAGUUGCGCUUGUCACCGUUGAAAAUCGCACCUCCGUUUCCGGGCGGACACCGGGAAGGAGCACCCCGACGUUAACUUCUUCGGGUCGCAAUACACCCACCAAGCCUCGGCGACCCAUGUCACCACUUGCCACAUUCUCGACGCCAAAGAAUUCUUUGUCGCAUCAAAAUCAGGAACAUCUGGAAGAGAUUGAACAUCAGUACUUGCAAUUACGACAAUCAUACGCGGAGCUUUCUCUUAAAUACGGACAGACAUCUGCGGAACUCGCACUCUAUCAAGAUAACCGCGAACUGGCAUCCGCCUAUCCCGUCACUCCCCUCGGAACUUUACUCUCUGGUAGUCAUGACGGUGAAAGAAAUUUCACGUCAGUCGCCGAACCGAUCAUCCGAGAGUAUGAGAAAUCGAUUGCUUUGCUGGAGGAAAAACUCGUCAUCACACAAGCCGAACUCGAUCACUCGGAACAAAUGCUUAAGGAACACGUGGAAGCUUUGGAAGAAGCCGAGCGCACUCACGAACACAAUUUGAACACCGCCGCCAGUUUGCAAAAAUACAUCGUGGAGCUCGAGACCAAACUGGAAAAACGCGAAUCGGAAGCUAUGACACGUGAAGUUCGCAAUGAACAUCCGGAGAAAUUCAUUAGCGAGACUGUGCGAUUGUUGGAGCAACGGUUGCAAGAGAGCGAG